Debaryomyces tyrocola is the source of this 1194-nucleotide messenger RNA. Lineage: Eukaryota; Fungi; Ascomycota; Pichiomycetes; Serinales; Debaryomycetaceae. The record is from the annotation of a GenBank genome assembly.
AUGGGUUCUGAUUUACGCGAUUUAAUUCGAAUUGCUUUGGACGAUGUUGAUUCCAGUACUGUCCCAGACCCACUUAAGCUACACGAUAAGCGAAAUUAUAAGGAUUGGGCUCGGUUGACCAUGAAAAGUGUGCUGCAUUUGAAUUGUUUUUUGGAAAUGUAUCUCAAUAAUCAAUUCAGGGAAAUCCCAGGAGUAAGUAAUCUAGAUUCAGCCGAGCAGGAGCGUGUUAGAAUGGAUUAUGAAAAGCUUACGAGCAGUUUGGUGCGUAUUUACAUUGAUGAACCCUUGUUUCAGGUCUAUGUAGUCCAUAAAGGCUUAAGAGGUCUUGAACUAUGGAAUGCUCUUUAUAAUGACUUGGGCCAUUUUUCCUUCGCACAACAAUUACAUUUUCAUUCGGAAUUACAUACGAUGCUUCACGACCCUAAGACUACUAUGUUGGAAAAGCUUGCCCUCAUCCAAUAUGCUGAUCCAGAUAUUCUUCCUGUUUCCGAUGAAUACAAGUUUGUUAUGUUCGCUACUGUAUGUGGUAACAGCGCUGUCAAGGAUAUAUUGGUUCGUCUUCAUCAUGAGUCUGAUAAAGUGACCUGGAAGGCUUUGAAAGAAAAAAUUCUAGACAUUUCUGACAAAGAAGCCGUAUCUGAUACCUAUGAGGCGGUUUCAGGGAAACCUCCUCCUAGAAUAUUAAUUAGAUCUAACGUGAACUGUUCCAAAUGCGGUGGUGUUGGCCACAAAUCAGAUGUAUGUGUUUCAAUGGAUGAUGAAGAAAGGAUCAAAUUAGAGCCAGUGUCAGGAAAGGUCAACAUAGCACCUGACUCGUUUCCUAAGGACGAAUUUUAUCUUGAUUCUCGUGUAUCACAUCAUAUUACUCACCAAAAGAAACUAUUGCAUAAUUUUUCAAGGAGUUCUGGGACAAUUAAGGGUCACGGUGCUCUGUUCAGGAUUGCCGGGUCUGGAUCUUUGAAGUUCAAACUACCAGAUGGUAGCUCCCUUACUCUUACUGAUGUACAAUAUGUACCUUCCUUUGGGCGUAAUUUAGUCUCAAUCCUUCAAGUGAAUCUGCGUGGUACGAAUUUCACAUUUAAUCACAAUAAGGUAAUGGCAUCUGACCUGGGAAUUCCUGUUGCAAGUCUCAUUGUGCCUGAACAUGUUUUACUCUAUCAAUUUUCAUUACCUUGUGUCCCUCCAUCCAGCUAG